This is a messenger RNA of Triticum dicoccoides, 597 nucleotides long. Its product is annotated as protein LURP-one-related 11-like. The transcript has a single exon. NCBI's taxonomy places the organism in Eukaryota, Viridiplantae, Streptophyta, Magnoliopsida, Poales, Poaceae. The coding region runs from base 1 to 597 and encodes 198 amino acids. The record is from RefSeq and is a predicted model, not a curated record.
AUGGCCAAGAUCCAGCCCCUUCAUUCCUCUCCCUGCUCCACUUCUUCCUCCGGAGUUCAACAGGGCAGGCAGGCGUACACGGUGUGGAUGAAGUCGCUGGUCUUCAACGGCAACGGCUGCGCGGUGUACGGCCCCGACGGCGCCGUCGCCUUCCGCGUCGACAACUACGGCUGCAGGGGCGGCCGCGAGGCCCUCUUCAUGGACCGUCAAGGGAACGCACUCAUUAGGAUCAGACGCAAGGGCUUCUGGACGUUCAGGAUGUGGGAGGUCUGCCGCUGCACCCACGACGGCAGCGAGGAGGAGGAGGCGACGCCGUGGUUCAGCGUGCGUCGUGCUAAGAAGGGCGGGGCCGUCGUGGCGAUGCACGGUGGCGCAAGGACGUGCUACAGGAUGGACGGGUGCUCCGGCGCGCGCAAGCCCGAGUACAGAGUCCGCGGCGUGGAUGGCUCGGUCGUGGCGGAGGUGGCGCGGAAGCAGACGUCGGCGGGGGUGGUGCUGGGGGAGGACGUGCUGACGCUCACGGUGGCGCCGGAAAUGGAUCACCUGCUCGUCCUGGGCUUGGUCGUCGUGCGUGGUCUCAUCAACCGCUCCUUGUGA